Molecule: messenger RNA, 864 nt
Organism: Nicrophorus vespilloides
Lineage: Eukaryota; Metazoa; Arthropoda; Insecta; Coleoptera; Silphidae
Product: extensin-like
Exons: 1
Coding region: 1-864 (287 amino acids)
Source: RefSeq, a predicted model, not a curated record
AUGGCUACCAGCAUCUGUUUCUACACCAAAACCACCAGAAAUUUGGUCAACGGUUGUAGCAAGUCCUUCAGCACCAAAUUUAAGGCCGUCUGUUACGGUUUCAACCCAGCCCGACCAGAAGUGAAUCCUAAUGUAUCAGUUGAUCCAUCAACACCAGCGAUAUGGCCAACAGAAAUUAUUACAACACCAACUUCGCCAGAGAUAUGGCCACCAGCAUCUGUUUCUACACCAAAACCACCAGAAAUUUGGUCAACGGUUGUAGCAAGUCCUUCAGCACCAAAUUUAAGGCCGUCUGUUACGGUUUCAACUCCAGCCCGACCAGAAGUGAAUCCUAAUGUAUCAGUUGAUCCAUCAACACCAGCGAUAUGGCCAACAGAAAUUAUUACAACACCAACUUCGCCAGAGAUAUGGCCACCAGCAUCUGUUUCUACACCAAAACCACCAGAAAUUUGGUCAACGGUUGUAGCAAGUCCUACUGCACCAAAUGAGUGGCCAUCUGUUACAAUUACACCAACACCGCCAGAAGUGGUUCCUACUGCGACUGCAGAUCCAUUACCACCACUUCUGUGGCCAUCGGUAACUGCAACUCCAUCAGCGCCUAAUCCAUGGCCAUCGGUGUCAGUUGCAACUUCAACGGCACACGAUAUAUGGCCAACAGUUACAGCCAAACCUUCUUCAUUUAAUCCGUGGCCAACAGUAACAUUGUCAACUCCAACUCGACCAGAAGGUAUGCCUACUGCGACAGCAACUCCGAUGCCACCAAUCGCUUGGCCUUCUGUAACUGUUUCCAAGCCAACUGCGCCAGAAAUGUGGCCCCUACUGCGACAGCAACUCCGAUGCCACCAAAUGCUUGGCCUUCAGUAA